CGCGCCGCCCGGCGUCACCCGCGCUUCCGCGGGGCCACGUCACUGGUGCGCGCCGCGGGUGCGGACGCGAUGGCGGCGCUGGGCGGGGACGGGCUGCGCCUGCUGUCGGUGUCGCGGCCGGAGCGGCAGCCCGAGUCGGCGGCGCUGGGCGGCCCGGGCCCUGGGCUGUGCUGCUGGGUGUCCGUGUUCUCCUGCCUCAGCCUCGCCUGCUCCUACGUGGGCAGCCUCUACGUCUGGAAGAGCGAGCUGCCCAGGGACCACCCCGCUGUCAUCAAGCGGCGCUUCACCAGUGUCCUGGUGGUGUCCAGUCUCUCGCCCCUCUGCGUGCUGCUCUGGAGGGAACUCACGGGCAUCCAGCCAGGCACAUCCCUGCUCACCCUGAUGGGCUUCAGGCUGGAGGGCAUUUUCCCGGCAGCACUGCUGCCCCUGCUCCUGACCAUGAUCCUUUUCCUGGGCCCACUGAUGCAGCUUUCUAUGGAUUGUCCCUGUGACCUAGCAGAUGGGCUGAAAGUUGCACUGGCCCCUCGCUCCUGGGCCCGCUGCCUCACAGAUAUGCGUUGGCUGCGGAACCAAGUGAUCGCACCCCUGACAGAGGAGCUGGUGUUCCGAGCCUGUAUGUUGCCCAUGUUAGCACCAUGCACAGGCCUGGGCCCUGCUGUGUUCACCUGCCCACUCUUCUUUGGAGUGGCUCAUUUUCACCACAUUAUUGAGCAGCUGCGUUUCCGCCAGAGCAGUGUAGGGAGCAUCUUCUUGUCUGCGGCGUUCCAGUUCUCCUACACAGCUGUCUUCGGUGCCUACACUGCUUUCCUCUUCAUCCGCACAGGACACCUGAUCGGGCCAGUUCUCUGCCACUCCUUCUGCAAUUACAUGGGCUUCCCUGCCGUAUGUGCGGCCCUGGAGCACCCACAGAGGCGGCCCCUGCUGGCAGGCUAUGCACUGGGCGUGGGACUCUUCCUACUUCUGCUGCAGCCCCUCACGGACCCCAAGCUCUAUGGCAGCCUUCCCCUUUGUGUGCUUUUGGAGCGGACAGGAGACACAAAGGCUCCCCUGUGCUCCUGACCUAUGCUCCUGUGUACACUCCUAUGAACUCUCACAGGCCCCCGAGCCCCUCCCCACAAGGGGUACUGCAGGGGAGGGGCUGGCUGGGGUCCCGAGAUCUCAGGAAUUUUUGUAGGGGAUUGAAGCCAGAGCUAGUUGAAUCCCAGGGACCAGAGAAAGGAGCAGAUAUCCAAAGGGUGCAGCCCCUCUUAAAAGGGGAUUGAGGAACAGCUUGGAGUGAGGGGACAAGGGGCAGGUCCCAGGAGCCACACAUGCCCUUCCUCACUUUGGACUGCUGCUUCUCUCAGCUCCUCUGCCCCCCUCUGCCUCUGAAAAGCUGCUGGGGGGGUUUUAUUUAUAAACCCCCUCCCCCAACAACUUCCCAGGGUUUUCUCAUUAUCUUUUUGCAUCAGGACUUUGUAUUGGGAUAUUAAAGAGAUUUAACUUGGGUAACAUGGCCUUGGA
This is a messenger RNA of Microcebus murinus (gray mouse lemur), 1503 nucleotides long. It is a transcript of the gene RCE1, whose product is annotated as Ras converting CAAX endopeptidase 1. The record is from RefSeq and is a predicted model, not a curated record. Gene Ontology annotation, cellular component: endoplasmic reticulum membrane. Gene Ontology annotation, biological process: CAAX-box protein processing. Lineage: Eukaryota; Metazoa; Chordata; Mammalia; Primates; Cheirogaleidae. Gene Ontology annotation, molecular function: metalloendopeptidase activity.